Diaporthe citri is the source of this 1827-nucleotide messenger RNA. RefSeq lists its product as uncharacterized. Bases 1 to 1827 code for a protein of 608 amino acids. Gene Ontology annotation, biological process: coenzyme A biosynthetic process. NCBI's taxonomy places the organism in Eukaryota, Fungi, Ascomycota, Sordariomycetes, Diaporthales, Diaporthaceae. Gene Ontology annotation, cellular component: phosphopantothenoylcysteine decarboxylase complex. The record is from RefSeq and is a predicted model, not a curated record. The transcript has a single exon. Gene Ontology annotation, molecular function: FMN binding; phosphopantothenoylcysteine decarboxylase activity.
AUGGCCUCCUCCUCGGCAGCAGACGCCUCUACUUCAGCAGACGAACCGCCACCCAGGCCUCCAGUCAUACCCCGAGGUCUCGGUAGACUCUCUUCGGCCGUCUCCAUCAACGAGAUGCAGCGACCGCGCAAACUAAAGCUCCUUGUCGCCGCAAACGGCCCCAAGGACGUCGCCUGGGCUCAGACCCUAGCCGUCAGGCUCUCCAAGGAGUCCCAGAUCGUCGUCCGCGCCAUUGUCGACGACAUGACCCACAGGCUCGCCCAGGAGAUUGUCUGCUACCAGAACAAAUCGUUCAACACCAAGGGCGAUGGGUGCUCCAGGGAGAUGGACGACCUACACUACCGUGCAUUCGAGUUGGUCGAAUGGGCAGAUCUCCUGGUCCUGGCCCCCAUCGACACCGACAAUCUGGCCAAGAUGAUGGGCGGCAUCGCAGACACGCUACUGUUGGAGGUCCUGCGCAGCUGGGACGCCUCCAAGAGGAUCCUCAUGGUGCCCGGCAUGUCCACCCACAUGUGGGAGAACCCCGUCACCAGGAAGCAGAUGGGGAAGCUGCACAGGAAGUGGCAAUGGAUCCGGGUUCUCCAGCCCAUCUUGUGGUCCUACGACGGACCCGAGCACCACGGCGUGCCCAAGAGAGUAGCCAAGUGGGGAGCCCUGAACGAGCUCGUCACCAUCAUCAAGAACCAGGCCGAUCUCCUGUCGCUGGGCCACGACGUUGACGCCGCCACCCAGGGGCUCGUCGCCAAAAACAGCAAGAAAUCGAGCGCCACGCUCCCCGCCGAGCUGUGGAGCAUCAUUUUCGAGCAUACCGGCGACUGGGAGCUCGCCCAGGCCUGUGGCAUCUACACCAACCUCCCCGUGCCUACACAUCUCGGCUGGCGCCUCGAGCCGCGCGACCAUGCGGACCCCCUUUCGGUCUACCAGCACGAGCUCGAGUGGACCAUCCUGAGCGCGAGCUCCGACGCCAUCUGCAAGAAGCUGUCCGAGGCUCCCGACUCGUUCCACGAGCUCAGCGCCCUGGCCAUCAAGCUCAUCUUCAAGUUCACCCUGACCGAUGUCCUCAGCUAUAUCGAGGCCAACUGCCCCCACAUGUUCAAGUGCUUCGACGGCAAGACCAUCCCCACCAAGGCGUCCGCCUACUACGGCCGCAUCGAGAUCCUGGACUGGUGGGCGCGCAGCCCCUCCUUCCUGCAGAAGCAGUACGACAACGAGGCCGUCGACGUCGCGAGCCAGAACGGCUACGUCCACGUUCUGGAGUGGUGGCGACGCUCGGGCCUGCCGCUCAAGUACACGGCUGCGGCGCUGGAGCAGGCUUCGGCGAGGGGCUACAUCCACGUGCUGGAGUGGUGGCGCGAGGCGUACCUCCAGAACCCGGCCGACAUCUCGCUCAAGCCGGGUAAGUCCAUCCUAGCGGCGGCGCAGUAUGGGCAGCUGGACGCGAUCCGCUGGUGGGACGGGUCGGGCAUCACCUUCGGGCACGAGGAGCAGGUGUGCAAGGUGGCGUCGCGGUACGGGCGGGUCGCAGUGCUGGAGCUGUGGCGCGAGCUCAAGGGCGACGACAAGCUGAGCUUCGACAGCUCCAUCCUGACGGAGCCCACCCUCUACUCGCACAUCGGCGUCCUCGACUGGUGGCUGCGAUACGCCCACGGCGAACUGCCGGGGAUGGACGGCCGCCGCGCCAAGAAGGUCGAGUACCGCAUGAUGGACAUCGAAGAGUCCCUCGAGGACGCGCUCGGCGACCAGACCGAGGUCCGCCGUUGGUGGGCCGAGAACGGCCUCAACCUCGGCAUCGGCACCACCGCCUGGAUGAAGGCUAGGGAGCUUUGA